GGACUCUCAUGGCGCGACGACCUUUUGGCUCGGUUCGCCGGGGUUCAGCGCAACGAGCUAGCGUUGCCGUACCGGCCCUUGCCUGCGAACCACGCACACGGACCGACAAAGAGGUGGCUUCUACAGUUCAGUGCGGACUACAUGAGGGCAGACGCAGACGACUUUACGGUUGCCAGGCACUUCGAGGCCUACUUACUUUGGCUGUUCGGCUGGGUCAUGUUCUGUAGCUCGCAGGGUGACUCGUGCCCCAAAUAGCUCAUUCCUUUGGCGAGGUCGAUAGCUGACGCUCCACUUCACGAGAUGCCACAGUUCAGCUGGGGUUCUGCUGUUUUGGCUGCGAGUUACAGGGGUCUUUGCACGGGCGUGACGAAGGUCUCAGCAGAGGAGCCCAUUUUUGUUGGGUGUCCUCUACUGUUACAGCUCUGGUCUUACGAGCGCUUUCCCGUCGGUAGGCCAGAGAUGGACUUCGAGCCGUACGUCCAGCUGUCCGCAGACUACGACGACGUCGACAGACCUACGAUGGGUUCAUUGUGGUGCCUCAGGAGGCCUUCUUGGGUCGGCGUGCAGACGAGGAAGUCGUACCACGACUUCGUUGGUCAGUUUGACGCUCUUGUGGACACGGACGUGAGGUGGACUCCGUACACUGCAGCCAACAUUUACGCCCGGGCACCGAGCGGUCUUUCGUCCUUAUGCCUGCGAGAUCACGAGUACUGGAUGACGAGGAAGCCGAUCCUUUACGACAUCCACGUCGAGGAGUACCACGUUCACCGGGUUAUGAGGCAGUUCGGUCUCUACCAGCAGACCCCGGUCCCGAUUGUGCACUCAGUGGAGGCCCACGUCUACAGGUGGACACGGCAGGGUCAGCCACCAGGCUCGCGGUGGGCCGACAAGGUCCGUCCUUACGUCGACUCUUGGGCCGCGGCCCUCGACGACGUCGUUUUCGAGGACCGGCUGCACAGCGACGAGGCGUUCGCGGACUACCUACGGUGGUACCUGCCGAGGACGCGCACACGUGUCGUGCACGUUCCACCAGAGGCUCCGAUCGAGGCUGCAAGGGUGUCGGAGACGUACCCCGUAGUUCGAGAUCAGAACUUCGCCAUAGCGGUACGUUUCUCUGAUUGA
Messenger RNA from Panicum virgatum (switchgrass), 1122 nucleotides. Its product is annotated as serine/threonine-protein phosphatase 7 long form homolog. The transcript is spliced from 4 exons. The record is from RefSeq and is a predicted model, not a curated record. Bases 301 to 1122 code for a protein of 273 amino acids. NCBI's taxonomy places the organism in Eukaryota, Viridiplantae, Streptophyta, Magnoliopsida, Poales, Poaceae. Gene Ontology annotation, biological process: meristem development; meristem maintenance.